Plasmodium gonderi is the source of this 786-nucleotide messenger RNA. RefSeq lists its product as hypothetical. The transcript is spliced from 2 exons. The record is from RefSeq and is a predicted model, not a curated record. Lineage: Eukaryota; Apicomplexa; Aconoidasida; Haemosporida; Plasmodiidae. The coding region runs from base 1 to 786 and encodes 261 amino acids.
AUGAAUCCAAGUGACGAAAUAGAACCCAUGAAGAUAAAGAAAAUGAGAAAGGAUUUCAUCAAAUGUAUAAUGAAAGAUGAGGAAUAUAAAAAAAAAGAUGAGAAAAAAAAAGAAAUUGUGAAAUACUGUAAAAGUUACAAAGACUUCUGCAACAUCGUAAGCUCAGUAAAUAUGAAACCAAUUAAGACAUAUGAAGAGAAGGUCUCCUAUGAAGACUAUAUAAACAUGAAAUUCCCUGUAUCUACAUUUAAAAUGGAAUAUAUUAAGAAAAAAAACGCAAAAAAUAGAUAUUUUUUACUACCUGAUCAAUCCCAGAUUAAUAACCAGAUGGAAAAAUCGCUACCUCAGGAAAUUCAGGCCUACAAAUCCAAACAAAAGAUUCACCAAUUCUUAAACGUACUAUGGAACCACCAAAAAGAUUAUGGCAAAUUCAUAAAGUCCAAUUACAACUCCGAUGAAUUGACCGAACUACUGUGUCUUAUGAGUAGAAACUGGGAUGACCUGUUCGAUAUCAAGAUUCAAGAAGAAGACUUGGCAUCAUUUACUUCACAAUUGAAACUUCCUAACUUAGUGAAUUUUCUUACUCACAUGGUGAAACAUUGGGAAAUGGAAGGGCUUUCCUUCUACUUCACACAAGAAGAAUUGAAAGACAUCAAUGUAAACCUCCAAGAUGUAAUUCAUAAAAUUGAAAAAAAAAUCUCUUCAUACAGUUAUGAUAAUCAUCAGAAAUGUGAAGAGACAAUUAAAAUGAUAAAUUACCUUAAGGCAUAUUCAUUUUUAAACUAA